CAGAGUCCAAAGAUUUAAACACAAAAGGGGAAAAAACCCUAACUCUCCGUCGUUGUCGGAGAAUGGAGAAACCAGAAUUACUGAGCGAGUGAGCGAGCUUCGAUAUCUUAGAUUGAAGGGAAUCGAUCAAGUUACAGAGUUUCGAGAGGCUGAGAGAACGCGAGUCAUGAGGUAUUGAGGUUUAAAGGAGAAAGAAGGGAGACCUAGAAUCUUUUUAAUUUCUAUUCUGAACUCUGGAAUUUCAAGUCGAAAUCGAAGCAGAAGGCAAGCGCCUAAACCCUGAUCCUUGAGCUUGAAGCUUAAGAAGCUGAAAGAAACUUUGAGGCUUGAGUUUUGAAGCUUGAGUCGGUCAAUUUUAUUAACAUCCUGGUGAGAUUUUGAAGUUAGUUGCACGGUGCAGACUUGCAGCAGAGAGAGUGAGGGAGAAUAACAAAAGAUAGAGGAGAGCGAUGAACAAGGACAAGAUAUUCAAGCUUGCAAAAGGGUUUAGAGGAAGAGCCAAGAAUUGUAUUCGAAUAGCAAGGGAGAGAGUGGAGAAGGCCUUGCAGUACUCGUACAGGGACCGUCGCAAUAAGAAGAGGGACAUGCGCUCCCUCUGGAUUGAAAGGAUCAAUGCCGGCACCCGCUUGCAUGGGGUAAAUUAUGGUAACUUCAUGCAUGGGCUGAUGAAGGAGAACAUCCAACUGAAUAGGAAGGUACUGUCAGAACUGUCAAUGCAUGAGCCAUAUAGCUUCAAGGCCCUAGUAGACAUUUCCCGUAAUGUCUUCCCUGGAAACAAGAAGGAGAAGGAAAUUGUUCUGAGAAUACAAUGUGCUCAGUGCAUGUUAUAUUUACACAUGGUACACCCGCAUUUUCUGAGAGACCACAACCUUGUUGAUUCCUGAUUUCUUACAUACAUUGCAAUACUUGUGAACCUUGGAUWAGAGAUCUGGUGCUUAAAUGUAUUGAGACAAGUAGGAGAAGAAAUAAAUCAGACAACAGAAUCUAUGGAGUUGUGAACUGUAUUUACAGGAAAACUUUGAUAGGACGAUUUACCCAGAACGGGUAGGUCUCUUUUCCCUUGGGAGGGGUUGAAAAAAGAAUGCUUCAAGCAAGGAUCCAGUGCAUGUGAAACAAUUCCAGAGGAGGCCUCUUUAUCGUAAUCUGAUCCCUGAACUAGUUUUAAGGGUAGACGUCAGACGGCAUGCUUAAUGGUGUUCAUUCUCUAGUGUUUUUAUCUGGCAAUGAUCAAAAUAUAGAUAUCCGUA
Nelumbo nucifera (sacred lotus) is the source of this 1247-nucleotide messenger RNA. RefSeq lists its product as uncharacterized. Gene Ontology annotation, biological process: translation. The record is from RefSeq and is a predicted model, not a curated record. Gene Ontology annotation, molecular function: structural constituent of ribosome; rRNA binding. NCBI's taxonomy places the organism in Eukaryota, Viridiplantae, Streptophyta, Magnoliopsida, Proteales, Nelumbonaceae. Gene Ontology annotation, cellular component: ribosome.